AUAGCUCAUCAAGCAACUCGAUCGACCACUCCACCAAGAACACAUUAAAAUGGACGCCCAGAACAAGGAGGUCGACGCCCUGGUCCAGAAGAUCACCAGGCUCCACGCCGCCAUCUCCAAGCUGCCCUCGCUCAGCCCGUCCCCCGACGUCGACGCGCUCUUCACCGACCUCGUCACCGCGUGCGUCCCCGCGAGCCCCGUGGACGUGACCAAGCUCGGCCCGGAGGCGCAGGCGAUGCGGGAGGGCCUCAUCCGCCUCUGCUCCGAGGCCGAGGGAAAGCUGGAGGCGCACUACUCCGACAUGCUCGCCGCCUUCGACAACCCGCUCGACCACCUCGGCGUCUUCCCCUACUACAGCAACUACAUCAACCUCAGCAAGCUGGAGUACGAGCUCCUCGCGCGCUACGUGCCCGGCGGCAUCGCCCCGGCACGUGUCGCGUUCAUCGGCUCCGGCCCGCUGCCGUUCAGCUCAUACGUCCUCGCCGCGCGCCACCUGCCCGACACGGUGUUCGACAACUACGACCUGUGCGGCGCGGCCAACGCCCGUGCGAGCAAGCUGUUCCGUGCGGACAGCGACGUGGGCGCCCGCAUGUCGUUCCACACCGCCGACGUCGCGGACCUCACCGACGUGCUCGCCACGUACGACGUCGUCUUCCUGGCCGCGCUCGUGGGCAUGGCUGCCGAGGACAAGGCCAAGGUGAUCGCACACCUUGGCGCGCGCAUGGCGGACGGGGCGGCCCUCGUCGUGCGCAGCGCGCACGGGGCGCGUGGGUUCCUGUACCCGAUCGUCGAUCCCCAGGACAUCGGCCGAGGCGGGUUCGAGGUGCUCGCCGUGUGUCACCCCGACGACGACGUGGUGAACUCCGUCAUCAUCGCACAAAAGUCCAACGACAUGCAUGCGAAUGGACUUCGCAACGGGCGUGGUGGACAGUACGCGCGGGGCACGGUGCCGGUGGUCAGCCCACCCUGCAGGUUCGGCGAGAUGGUGGCAGACGUGGCCCAGAAGAGAGAGGAGUUUGCCAACGCGGAAGUGGCCUUCUGAUCGCCGUGAGGUCAUCAUCCGUGCGCCGAUGCUAAAUCACUUUGCAAUCGUACGUGGUAAUUUUCCUGCUCCUCCUACUACCACCAUCAAUGUAUGCAUUUCAAAUCAUGUAUUGUUUGUAUCCAAUAAUAUACGUGGUAAUUUCUGUUGGA
Messenger RNA from Aegilops tauschii subsp. strangulata, 1194 nucleotides. Its product is annotated as probable nicotianamine synthase 4. The record is from RefSeq and is a predicted model, not a curated record. Gene Ontology annotation, molecular function: nicotianamine synthase activity. Gene Ontology annotation, biological process: nicotianamine biosynthetic process. NCBI's taxonomy places the organism in Eukaryota, Viridiplantae, Streptophyta, Magnoliopsida, Poales, Poaceae.